Anolis carolinensis (green anole) is the source of this 4850-nucleotide messenger RNA. RefSeq names its product semaphorin 4A (gene sema4a). The record is from RefSeq and is a predicted model, not a curated record. NCBI's taxonomy places the organism in Eukaryota, Metazoa, Chordata, Lepidosauria, Squamata, Anolidae. The transcript has 15 exons. Bases 208 to 2655 code for a protein of 815 amino acids. Gene Ontology annotation, biological process: semaphorin-plexin signaling pathway; negative regulation of axon extension involved in axon guidance; positive regulation of cell migration. Gene Ontology annotation, cellular component: plasma membrane. Gene Ontology annotation, molecular function: chemorepellent activity; semaphorin receptor binding.
GAGGAGGAAGGCUUCGCGCUGAGGACCCUCCUCUCGCCUUCUUCUUCGGUGCUUUCAAGGCGGGGUCUGCCUUCGUCCGGACCCCAAAAGGAUCUCUAUGGGAUUGGGCUGAGAGCAUUGGGACCCCCCAUCCAACCCCAGCAGCAGACGCAGCAGAGGCAGCCUCCUCUUGUCGUGCCCUUUGGCUAGUCCAGGCCCGGCCGCACUAUGCAUCCCAAGGGCCGCGGCCGUGGAAGCGCCACCGUCCUGCUCCUUCUCCUGCUCCUGGCCUUUGUGGCCACGGCGGCCCACCUCGUGCCACGGCUCUCCUUCCGGAAAGAGGACCCUCGCCGCCUGGUCUCCUCCUUCAGCCACAAAGAGGUCCAGAACUACGACGUCUUCCUCCUGAGCCCCGAUGGGGAGACCCUCUUCGUGGGGGCACGGGAGGCCAUCUUGGCCCUUGACAUCACCAGGCCGGGAGACAUACAGGUCAAGGGGGAGAUCCCCUGGAGCCCCCCGGCCAGCAAGAAGGAAGAAUGCGUCUUCAAGAAGAAAAGCAACGAGACGGAGUGCUUCAACUUCCUGCGAGUGCUGGUGCCUUUGAACGCGACCCACCUCUACGCCUGCGGGACCUACGCCUUCAGCCCCACCUGCGCCUUCCUGGAUGUGGCAAACUUUACACUGGUGAAGGACGCCAAGGGGAACCCGCUGCUGCAGGAAGGGAAAGGCAUUUGUCCCUUUGACCCACGGCACCAGAACACCGCCAUCGUUGUGGAUGGAGAGCUCUACGCGGGGACUAUGAACAACUUCCAGGGCAACGAGCCCAUCAUCUCCCGCACCCUCGGCACACGAACCCCCCUCAAGACGGACAGCUUCCUCACCUGGCUGCACCCGGAUGCGUCGUUUGUGGGCUCGUUCAGCCCGGCGGCUUUGGACCCGGAGGCGGAGGAGGGCAAGGUCUACUUCUUCUUCUCGGAAACCGGGAAGGAGUUCGACUUCUUCGAGCGGCUGACCGUCCCGCGCGUGGCCCGCGUCUGCAAGAACGAUGUGGGCGGAGACAAAGUGCUGCAGAAGAAGUGGACCACCUUCCUGAAGGCGGGGCUGUCCUGUAGCCAAGGCAACGGGCACUUCCCCUUCACCCUCCUCCGCCACGUGGCCCCCCUCCACCAGCCACAAGGGGGCGCCACACUCCUCUACGGGGUCUUCGCCUCACAAUGGCAAGGGGGCUCUUCCUCCUCGGCGGUGUGUGCCUUCAGCCUCUCGUCCAUCCAGCGCGCCUUCGAGGGGAAGUACAAGGAGCUGAACAAGGACUGCUCCCGGUGGGUGACCUACAGCGGGCCCCCCAUGGAGCCGCGGCCCGGAAGCUGCGGUGUGGGCCCCUCCUCGGACAAGGCCCUGACCUUCAUGAAGGACCACUUCCUGAUGGAGGGGCGCGUGGCCCCCGUCCUGGGCCGGCCCCUCCUCGUGGCACACGGGACCCCCUACUCGCGCCUCGCCCUGCACCACACGCGCCUCGCCAGCGGGAAGACGCUCACCGUUCUCUUCCUAGGCACAGAGGGGGGCUCCCUGCACAAGGCGGUCUCCCUGGACGGCAGUGGCGGCGAGGCCCACAUCGUGGAGGAGGUCCAGCUCUUUGAGCGGCCGGAGCCCGUGCGCAACCUCCUCCUGGACCCCACGCAGGGGAGGCUCUUUGUGGGGCACUCGCGGGGGGUGCUGGAGGUGCCCUGGGCCAACUGCAGCCAGCACCGCUCCUGCGCCCAGUGCGUCCUGGCCAGGGACCCCUUCUGCGCCUGGGACGGGGAGCGCUGCAGGGACCUCUCCCGGGACGGAGCGGACGGAGACCCCCAAAACAGGACGCGGUGGGCGCAGGACGUGGAGGGGGGCCGCCCGGGGCCCCUCUGCCCCCCCAUCGGCAGCAGCGGCAGCAGCGCAUCCGCCAAGGGCCGUUCGGGGCCCCGGAGUAGCCUCCCUGUGGGACUCCCCGUGACAGAGCUGCGGGGCCCCGUGCACUCCCUGUUGCGCCUGCCCUGCCCGCGCGCCUCGGCCCUGGCCAACUACUCCUGGACGCUCCCUGCGGCCACUCCACCCUGGGCGGCGCUGGUGGUGCCUGAAGAGGAGGCGGGCGGAGCGUUGUUGUCCGGCGGGGGGGGCCUGGUGGUGCUGGUGGGCCGGGAGCCGCGGGGCCCCUUUGCCUGCUGGGCCUCGGAGAACGGCUUCCGUCACCCGGUGGCCCUCUUCCGCGUCCUGCCCGUGUCCGCGCCCUCCUUCUCGGGGGAGGGUGACCGGCCCGAGCUGUCGGGCGCGGCGGGGAAGGGCCCUGGUCCGGAGCCCAUGUCCGAGCGGCGCUCCUACUGGGUCCAGUUUGUGACGGUGACGGUGCUGCUGGCCAUGACGCUGAGCGUGGCGGCCGCCCUGGCCUUCUUCUCCUUCUACGAGAAGGUCAAGGCCAAGAGCAAGGUGGACCACACCGGGGGCCCCGAGGGCGGUCAAGCGUCCGGCCAGGAGAAGGCCCCGCUCCAGAGCAGCCAGGCCGCCCCUCCCGAAAGCAGCAGUGGCGGGAGCAACACCAAGUCCUGCUGCGUCCAAGUGGACAUUGAUGCCGAGAACAACCGCUUGACCACCGACAAAGAGGAGGAGGACGGAGGGGCCAAGCCCGUGGCCGCCGUGGCCAUCUAGACUGACCCGGAAACAGUGGCCAAAGGCCACAGGGACCCCCGUAAGGGCUGAACUCAAAGCGCCAAGAGAAAACGCCACGGAUUCAAAUUCCCCGUCUCCGGCUGCUUUAUUUUGCAUAGACAGGACCCCCUGAGGGUGGGCUGCAUGGCCUCCGGGGGCCCCUUCCUUCCGGGCCAAGGGAGGGAAAGGGGGGUCUUAUGGCCCGUUUUCUGUCUCCCUUUUCAAGCCAUCUGCCGGGAGGGAUCGGGUGGGGUCGCUUAGUGGAAUGGGGUUGGUUUGGAUGACCUUCAAGGGACCCUUCCAAGCCCAUCAGGGUUCCAUAAAGAAGGAAAAAAAGUGGGCUUUUAAGAUAGAGACUGAGCCGUUUUUCCAUCCCAAUUUUCCGGCCAUCUUCUGGGAGGGAUCAGAUGGGGUUGCCUAGCAGAACGGGGUUUUGUUUGGGGUUUUUCCAAACCUAGGGUUCCAUAAGGAAAGAAGAGAACGGAUUCUUACGAUAGCGACUGAGCCAAUUCUCCAUCCCAUUGAUACUGAAUUACCUUCCUCAGCAGAUGGCCAUCUGCCAGGAGGGAUCGGAUUGUGCCCAGCAUGAUGGGGUGGGUUUGGAUGACCUUUAGGGGUCCCUUUUAGGGCUCCAUAGGGAAAGAAAACAAUGGGCUUUUAUGAUCAAGACUGAACCAAUUUUCCAUCACUUUUGACUGGACGGCCAUCUGCCAGGAAGGAUCAGAUUGUAUUGGGUUGGAUGACCUUUAGGGGUCCCUCCCUUCCAAGCCUAGGAUUCCAUAAAGAAAAGAAUGGAUUUUGAUGAUAAGAGACUGAGCCCACUUUCUAUCCCUUUUGGCUGGAUGGCCAUCUGCUAGGAGAGAUCGAAUUGUGUUUCUCAAGGGUUUCUAGGAUUCCAUAAAGAAAAGAAUGGAUUGAUGAUAAGAGACUGAGCCCACUUUCUAUCCCUUUUGGCUGGAUGGCCAUCUGCUAGGAGAGAUCGAAUUGUGUUUCUCAAGGGUUUCUAGGAUUCCAUAAAGAAAAGAAUGGAUUGAUGAUAAGAGACUGAGCCCACUUUCUAUCCCUUUUGGCUGGAUGGCCAUCUGCUAGGAGAGAUCGAAUUGUGUUUCUCAAGGGUUUCUAGGAUUCCAUAAAGAAAAGAAUGGAUUUUGAUGAUAAAGAGACUGAGCCCACUUUCUAUCCCUUUUGGCUGGAUGGCCAUCUGCUAGGAGUGAUCGAAUUGUUUUUUUAUUAUUUGAGGAUUUGCAACUAUUUUUGUUUAUUUUAUGGUUCAGAGAUUUGCAAAUAAUUUCCCCACCGAAAGCCCGAUUCGCUGCCAGUAUAUCGUGCAUCCUUAUUACUAGGAUGACGAUAAUUAUGAUUAUUAUUUAAAACUGCAUUCAUUCCGAUGAGACCCGAACUCUGUGCUCAGGGAGAGUCAAUCUCUCUUCUUUCAAUACGUUUUUCUAUGCAAAGAGCCCUUAAGGAAGCACACUGGACCCUUUUGCUUUGCUGCCCCACAUUAAACCCUCUUGCGUCCGCACUGUAGAAUUAACCCACUUCAAUCACGCAAUGUUACGGCUUCCUGGGAAAGUUAGUUCGUUGUCCUUUGGGCAGAGAAGACUUCCUAGGAUCGCACCAUUGCCUUUGUUCUGCUUUUAAAGUGGUUUCAAAGUGGGUUAAUUCCACCGUGUGGACACCAAAAACAAACCAACAAACAAACUCAGUGCCUGCAUGGAUUUUUAAUUAUUUUCCCUCCGAAAACAAUGUUUUUAAAUGUCUGAUAUUAAUGGAUGUUUAUGUGUGUUUGGACUGGAGAGAAGGUUUUGGGAUUUGCAUGCGUGUUUUGCAAAAUACAUACAAUUUACAUAUAAAAAAAUAAUAACUAAAAAUAAAAACAAAGAUAUUAAAUUCUAAAAACCAACCAAGAUAUUACAAUAAAAGCCUAUUGUUUGGAUAGGAAGGAAAUAAUAGAUAUUUUAUAUAUAUAUCCUUUCCACACUGGACAGUUAUACCACUUUGGUUCCACUUUAACUCCCGACUGGGAUUGGUCGUCUUUGGAGAAGCGAUUGUGUUGGUGGCUCAGAAAGGGGCCUUGCUUGGUGGUUGUUGUUGUUUGUUUAUAACACGGUUGUUUUGUUUUGUUUUGAUAAAAAGAAGGUGUAAAUCCACUGUGUUUAUACAUACUAUUUUUAUUAAAAAGUGUCAUGGAGGAA